UCCUCUUCUUCUAACAAGAUCCAUCAGAAGCUUUCUUCAUCUCUGCUUUCAGACCUUCCCAGCAGAGGUUCUCAAGAAGAUGGAGAGAAUGGCUUCGCCAUUGUCGAUUCUCGUCUGCAUCUUGCUCAUUCUUCUGGCCAAGCCGCCCACGUCGGACGUGGCGGCACGGUCCAAAGUGUCCUUCGUCGACAACUUCAACAUAAUGUGGUCCGAGGCACACUUCAAGACCUCUGAAGAUGGCCAGAUCUGGUACUUGUCGCUGGACAAAGAAACAGGUUGCGGGUUUCAAACGAAGCAGAGAUACCGGUUCGGUUGGUUCAGCAUGAAGCUCAAGCUCGUGGGGGGUGACUCCGCCGGAGUGGUCACUGCUUACUAUAUGUGUUCGGAGAACGGGGCAGGGCCAGAGAGGGAUGAGCUGGACUUCGAGUUCUUGGGGAACAGGAGCGGGCAGCCAUAUCUGAUCCAGACCAAUGUGUACAAGAACGGGACGGGCGCGCGCGAGAUGCGGCACAUGCUCUGGUUCGACCCGACCGCGGACUUCCACUCCUACUCCAUCCUCUGGAACAACCACCAGAUUGUGUUCUUCGUGGACAAAGUGCCGAUCAGGGUGUACAAGAACAACGGGGAGGCCAACAACUUCUUCCCCAACGGGAAGCCGAUGUACCUCUUCUCGAGCAUCUGGAACGCCGACGACUGGGCGACGAGGGGCGGGCUCGAGAAGACAGACUGGGCCAGAGCGCCGUUCGUGUCCACCUACACGGACUUCAGCUUCGACGGGUGCGAGUGGGAGGACCCUUUCCCGGCCUGCGUCUCGACCACGACCGGGAACUGGUGGGACCAGUACGGAGCCUGGCACUUGUCCGGCGAUCAGAAGAUGGACUACGCUUGGGUUCAGCGAAACCUCGUCAUCUACGACUACUGCAAGGACAACCAGAGGUUCCCUACUUUGCCUUGGGAGUGCUCGCUCAGCCCCUGGGAUUGAUCGGCAAAGAUCUACAGCUAGUGCGGAUUGUAUGGUCCAUCCAUUUUUUCCCGUCUAAGAUGUGUGAUUCGUUUUGUAAGUUGUGUUAUUUAUUGAUUCUUAUUCGAUUA
Messenger RNA from Rhodamnia argentea, 1092 nucleotides. RefSeq names its product probable xyloglucan endotransglucosylase/hydrolase protein 8. Gene Ontology annotation, molecular function: hydrolase activity, hydrolyzing O-glycosyl compounds; xyloglucan:xyloglucosyl transferase activity. Bases 80 to 982 code for a protein of 300 amino acids. NCBI's taxonomy places the organism in Eukaryota, Viridiplantae, Streptophyta, Magnoliopsida, Myrtales, Myrtaceae. The transcript has 4 exons. Gene Ontology annotation, biological process: xyloglucan metabolic process; cell wall biogenesis. Gene Ontology annotation, cellular component: cell wall; apoplast. The record is from RefSeq and is a predicted model, not a curated record.